Somion occarium is the source of this 2498-nucleotide messenger RNA. The record is from the annotation of a GenBank genome assembly. Lineage: Eukaryota; Fungi; Basidiomycota; Agaricomycetes; Polyporales; Cerrenaceae.
AGCCCUUUAUAAUAUGCCCUCCCAUGCCCUCAUUUGCCCACCGCCUUUCACCAGUCUGCCUCCCCAAGCACCGCACACUAGGCCUCCCUUCCACUAGCAAGUACUCAUCAGUACCAAUCUCAUAUCAAUGUUCGAAGAGGCUCUCGUCUGCAUGACCUGCGGCAGGCCCGUAGAUGGCCAGGUUUAUUGCUCUGAUCAGUGCGAGUCAGAGUCUAUCGACACCACCUCGCCCUCUGCAUCUGCCUUCAGCAGUGCUGCUCCGUCGCCAUACCUGCCUCCGUCUAUGAACGCACCAGGUUACCUCUCAGACGUACCUGCCCUCAUGCCUUCAUCGUUAGGUUACCACUCAAAGGGUCACCGUGCACACCACUCCAUCUCUUCGUCGUCAAACUCUUCUGUCGUCUGGUCAGCUGUUUCAGACGACGAGGACGAAAGCCAAACACGCAUCGCCAUCGAGGGUGAACUCGCUCUCAACGCCGACUGCAUGGGCGACGCCGGCAGUAUCAGGUCUACCACCUCUGCUCUCGGAAGUGCGCUCAAGUCAAACUCCGGCCUGUCAUAUGCACGUCGCCCCUCCGCCACCAACCACCGGUCGACUAUUCCCAUCUUGCACCGCCGAUUGUCUUCUACGUCCAACCAGCCCAUGGCGUCUUUCAGCUCGACCCGCAGUGGUUCCCUUGCGGACUACUCUGCCGAGGAGGAUUUCUCCGACGUCCCUUCUGGCUCCGUAUCAUCUUCGGUCGCCUCUUCCGUUCGCUCGCGCAAGGACACUAUGCGUCCCGCCAGCUUCGUAGACGCUCUCGAGACCGAUCAAAACAGCGCUCUCAAGCGCAAGCGUGACCGUACCAGCUUGCCUGCAUGCUUUUCGUUGUUGCAAAUGUCUCCGUCGGCAGGUUCCCCUGCCUCAAAACAGUCGAGUCGCUCUCCACGAUCGCCCGCGUCUCUGCAAACUUUAAAUGCUAUCUCGCGUUCUCUCCACUCUACACCCACCACUCCUCGCACUGCCAAUCCCUUGGUCGAUCACACCUCCGCGAUCGCAGAACCGUCUACUCGGACCGAAGCCGUGGAGCCAACUACUCGUGGGCGCAGUCGCAGACGUGACCCAGAUGGUCGCUCUGCUUCUAGUCGCCGCUCCCAAGCACGUUCACCCCCUCGCCACCUUGCGCAGCACCCGCAUACGCAGACGUCAUCGACCUGCCCUCACCAUCGCGUCACUCUUGGUGCUGAGGCACGCGCACGGCUGGACAGUGUAGAGAAGGUUGCCGAUUGGGUUGCUUCAAGCCCCGUCGUUCGCAUUCCCAACACAUCCACGCGUCGCAACAGCUCUCCGCCCCCUCUUCCAAAAUACGAGUUGAUGCGAGGUGCGGGGUUCCCCGGUGUAGCUGACCUCUAUGCCAGGAGUCUGCAGUACGCUGUGGAUACUGAUGAUGAGGAAGUCGCGGUCAAGGAGAGUGUCGAAACGAGGGGAAGGCGGAGGGCGAAUGAGUUGGAUGCUGCGCCUAUUGGUGUCCGGGCUCCUGGGUUCGGAAACGGGAGGAGCGGGUUGAAGGCGAGGGAGGAUCGAGUGGGUCGGGAAGAUAUUAGAAGGGGAAGGUGGUGAGCGGCUCUCUACACCAAAAGGUCCUCUCGUCGAGGAAGGACUACCAUGGAUCGGUUACGCCUUGUCUGCUCUCGUCACGUUUCGUCAAAAAGGUUAUCGUGCUUCGCAUUCGGUUCACCAUCAUAGAUGUCUUUGACACUUCGCCUUUCAUCUCACCACUUUCACUCGGAUCGAUAUUCCCCCUCAUAUAUGCAUACACAGGUCCUCCCCUUUGCUUCGUCUUCGACUUCGACACAUCCUCCUCACCAUAUGGAAGAUCAUAUCCAUUACCUUCGUACUUCAUUCGCAACCCUGGAUCGUCUUCACGCAUGUCUCGUAUUCGGUUUCUCUUGUCUUCUGGUCUCCGGCUCAGUCUCAUCAUCGCAACUCAUCGUAACUGGCACAUUUUUUCUUUUCUCUUCUCGGGUUCAUCCAACUGGACGCAAAUGCUGUAUCAAAAUAACUGGGAUCCAACAGCCCAUUUUUAUUCUCUUUUCGUUCUCGCCCUACUCAAUGCUCCUAUCUAUUUCAUCCAUGUCUCAUGUCUCUUUUCCACUCCAUUCGACUUCACAAUGCAUCGUACCCUACCUACCACCUCAUCUAUAUCUCCCCCAACCUCUACCUCUACACGAACAUUUUCCAAUUGCCGCACAAAAACGUUACUCGACUUCACAUUCUCACUAUAGCCCUAGUCAUUGCCAGCCAAAAAAUACCUUUCUUGGUUCACUCUUUGUGUCGUUCGUUCGUUGUGCUUCGUGCUUUGUUCACCCUCAUCUCCUCGCUAUCAUCCUCAUUUUCAGUCUACUCUACCUACAUUACCUCACUCACUAGCACUUAGUUACGUACGGCCGUUUACAUAGGAUACACACUCAUAUAUAUUAUGCAUUGCGUUGAAUGGAAUUCGAGUUGCGUUUAGCUC